Staurois parvus is the source of this 4155-nucleotide messenger RNA. The record is from the annotation of a GenBank genome assembly. NCBI's taxonomy places the organism in Eukaryota, Metazoa, Chordata, Amphibia, Anura, Ranidae.
AUGAUGAGCUUUGUGCAAAUAUCCUCCCUCCUCUGCAUCCUUGCAGUGGCUUACCCGUCCCUUAUUUUGGCACAGCAGCAAGUAGAAUUGGGAGCAUGUACUCAUCUUGGACAAGUUUACGCCGACAGGGAUGUCUGGAAACCAGAACCUUGCCAAAUCUGUGUUUGUGACACUGGGGCCGUUUUGUGUGAUGAAAUCCUGUGUGAUGACACCGACCCAGAUUGUGAAAACCCUGAGAUUCCAUUUGGAGAGUGCUGCCCAAUAUGUCCAUCACCUCCAAGUCCUACCCCAGCUGAAAGUGCAAAUGGAAACAUAGGACAAAAAGGAUCCAAAGGUGACAAUGGCACUCCUGGCAUUCCUGGCAGAAAUGGUGAGAAUGGCGGUCCUGGUCAACCAGGUCCUCCAGGUCCUCCUGGCCCUCCUGGAAUUUGCGAAGGCUGUGGUUCCCUAAAUAUUGGAGGAGAGCCGAACUACAGUCCUCAAUAUGACUCCAAAUCUGGAUAUGAUUUCAAAUCUGGCGCAGGUCACAUGGGGGGUCAAGUAAUGCCUGGUCAUCCUGGACCUCCUGGCCCACCUGGACCAUCUGGCCCUUCUGGACAGCCUGGACCUCAUGGCUAUCAAGGACCCGCUGGUGAAUCUGGACAGCCUGGACCACCUGGACCUUCAGGUCCAGCUGGACUUACAGGGCCUCCCGGUCAACCAGGAAAAGAUGGUGAGUCAGGCAGAUCCGGCAGACCUGGAGAACGUGGAGUGGCUGGAGCCCCUGGCAACAGAGGACCACCUGGCAUGUCUGGUUUUCCUGGUAUGAAAGGCCACAGAGGCAUUGAUGGAAGGGAUGGUGCAAAGGGAGAUACCGGUGCUCCUGGACUUAGGGGAGAAUCUGGUGGUCCUGGAGACAAUGGGUUACCUGGCAGUGCAGGUCCAAGAGGUCAACCUGGUGAAAGGGGUCGUCCCGGAUCUCCUGGAACAGCUGGGGCCCGUGGCAAUGAUGGAGCUCCUGGAAGUUCUGGUCAACCUGGUUCUCCCGGCCCCCCUGGUAAUGCCGGGUUCCCUGGUGGUCCAGGCCCCAAGGGCAAAGCUGGAUCUCCUGGUUCUCGUGGUUCUGAUGGUGCUGCAGGAUCUAGAGGUGAACAAGGACCCCAAGGCCCAGCUGGAUUAACAGGCUCUGCUGGUCCUCCUGGCAGAGAUGGAAAUGCUGGCGGUAAAGGUGAAAUUGGUCCUGCUGGUAUUCCUGGUGCUCCUGGUUUGGCUGGUGCUCGUGGACCUCCAGGUCCCCCUGGUACUAAUGGAGCACCUGGUUUAAGAGGUCCUGGGGGAGAAAGUGGCAAAGAUGGUGGGAAAGGAGAGGCUGGUCCAAGAGGAGAACGUGGUGAAGCUGGACCUGCUGGUGCUCCGGGACCUGCUGGAGAAGAAGGCAAAAAGGGGGGUAAUGGUGAACCAGGUACUAAUGGUCUACCAGGGACACCAGGAGAAAGAGGUACACCAGGUUUCCGGGGUCCCCCAGGUAGCAAUGGAAUUCCAGGUGAAAAGGGACCUGCUGGAGAACGUGGAGCCCCAGGCAGCACUGGACCAAGGGGAAAUUCUGGUGAAUCUGGUAGAGAUGGACUGCCGGGGUCACCAGGAAUGAGGGGUUCUACUGGCAGUCCAGGUGGUCCUGGAUCUGAUGGAAAACCAGGACCCCAAGGUCCUUCUGGAGAAUCUGGACGAUCUGGCAACCCUGGUCCACCAGGGCCAAGAGGUUCACCUGGAGUCAUGGGUUUUCCUGGUCCAAAGGGUAGUGAGGGUCAACCUGGUAAAAAUGGAGAAAGGGGUGGUCCUGGAUCUUCUGGACCACAGGGUCUUCCUGGAAAGAGUGGUGACCAAGGAUCCCAGGGUCCUCCGGGUGCAGCAGGACCUCCAGGUGAGCGAGGAGAAGCAGGAGGAACUGGACCACCAGGCUUCCAGGGUCUGCCAGGAACUCCUGGACCUGCCGGAGAGAAUGGAAAACCUGGUGAAGCAGGACCUAAAGGUGAAGUUGGCGCUCCUGGAACCUCAGGUGGCAAGGGUGAAAAUGGCAUUCCCGGUGAAAGAGGUUUGCAAGGUUCUCCUGGAGCUCCUGGUACUAGAGGUGGUACUGGUCCUCCAGGUCCAGAUGGUGGAAAGGGACCUGCUGGACCACCUGGACCCUCUGGUGCAAUGGGAUCCCCUGGUCUUCAAGGCAUGCCUGGAGAAAGAGGAGGUUUUGGAAGUGCUGGGCCAAAAGGUGAGAAGGGAGAACCUGGUGGCAAAGGUGGAGAUGGAUUACCUGGAAAAGAUGGAUUAAGAGGUCCUGCUGGCGCCAUUGGCCCUCCUGGUCCUGCUGGUCCAUCCGGAGACAAGGGUGAAGGUGGUCCACCUGGACCUUCUGGACCUGUUGGUACACGUGGUGGUCCUGGGGAACGUGGUGAAACUGGCCCCCCUGGUCCAGCUGGCUUUCCUGGAGCUCCUGGUCAAAACGGAGAACCUGGUGGCAAAGGAGAAAAAGGUGGUUCUGGUGAAAGAGGUGAACCUGGCCCUCAAGGUGCUGGUGGUCCUCCAGGUGGAUCUGGUCCUGCUGGUAACCCUGGUCCUCAGGGAUCAAAAGGAGACCGUGGUGCUUCAGGAUCACCUGGAGCAGCUGGUUUCCCUGGUGCUCGUGGUUUACCUGGACCUCCAGGUUCCAAUGGCAAUGCUGGUUCUCCUGGUCCUCCCGGAGGCCCUGGAAAGGAUGGUCCAGCUGGUCCAGCUGGCAGCACUGGUCCUCCGGGUGGUUCAGGUGCCGCAGGUCCAAAGGGUGAACCAGGUACACAAGGAGAACGGGGAACACCAGGAAAUCGAGGAGAACCAGGUGCUCCAGGUCCUUCAGGUAUUAGUGGUCCAGUUGGCUCUCGCGGUAUUGUAGGAUUACCUGGAUUACAGGGUAGAUCAGGAAGUCCAGGUCUUCCAGGCAGUAAGGGUGAAGAUGGAAAACCAGGCACCAAUGGAUCUCCAGGUGAACGUGGUUUCUCGGUUUCACCGGAUCAGCUGGUAUUAAUGGUGCCCCUGGAGAAGCUGGAAGAGAUGGUAACCCUGGUUCCGAUGGAGCACCUGGACGUGAUGGAUCACCUGGAGCUAAGGGUGACCGUGGUGAAAAUGGCUCUCCUGGUGCUUCUGGAUCUCCUGGUCACCCAGGUGCCCCAGGCCCUGUUGGCCAAGCUGGAAAGAAUGGCGACAGAGGAGAGAAUGGUCCUGCUGGUCCUGCUGGCCCUUCUGGUCCUUCUGGUGCACGUGGAGCUCCUUUUUCGCAGGGUACAGCUGGACAGCCUGGAGUUCCAGGACAGCCUGGUCCCCCUGGUCCACCUGGACCUUGCUGUGAUGGUGGCGGAGCACAUCUUGGAUCAUUUGGUGGAGAGAAAGGACCAGCUGGGGCCCCAUACUAUGGCGACCAAGCAUUUGAUGCAACUACCACUACUGAAAUUAUGACUUCCCUUAAAGCAAUCAACAGCCAAAUAGAAAACAUUAUUAGUCCAGAUGGCACAAGGAAGAACCCUGCCCGUAACUGUCGUGAUCUUAAAUUGUGCCACCCAGAGUAUAAGAGUGGAGAAUACUGGGUUGACCCCAACCAAGGCUGUAAAAUGGAUGCUAUUAAGGUUUUCUGCAACAUGGAAACUGGCGAAACUUGUAUAAAUGCCAAUCCAAGUAGCGCCCCACAAAAGAAAUGGUACACCAGCUCUGGAACUGAUAAAAAAUAUGUUUGGUUUGGAGAGUCUAUGAAUGGCGGUUUCCAGUUCAGCUAUGGAGACCCAGACCUUCCAGAAGAUAUAUCUGAUGUGCAAAUGGCAUUCCUUAGAAUUCUGUCCAGCAGAGGUCACCAGAAUAUCACUUACCACUGCAAAAACAGCAUUGCAUACAUGGAUGCACAAAACGGAAAUGUUAAGAAGGCUGUGAAAUUCAUGAGCUCUACCGAAAGUGAGCUCAAAGCUGAAGGAAACAGCAAAUUUAUAUACACUGUUUUGGAAGAUGGUUGCACUAAACACACAGGAGAAUGGGGGUCGAACAGUAUUUGAAUACAGAACACGCAAAACAAUGAGGUUGCCUAUUGUAGAUAUUGCACCAAUGGAUAUCGGUGGACCAGAUCAAGAAUUUGGAAUUGAAGUCGGCCCUGUAUGCUUCUUGUAA